Eimeria acervulina is the source of this 3474-nucleotide messenger RNA. RefSeq names its product kinesin, putative. The record is from RefSeq and is a predicted model, not a curated record. Gene Ontology annotation, molecular function: ATP binding; microtubule motor activity; microtubule binding. Gene Ontology annotation, biological process: microtubule-based movement. The coding region runs from base 1 to 3474 and encodes 1157 amino acids. The transcript is spliced from 10 exons. NCBI's taxonomy places the organism in Eukaryota, Apicomplexa, Conoidasida, Eucoccidiorida, Eimeriidae.
AUGUCGUCUGUAAAGGUCGCUGUGCGGGUUCGUCCCUUCAACGACCGCGAGAAGAACAUGAAUGCAAUUCUUUGCAUCUCUAUGGAGGGGAAAAGCACAACUAUAGAAAACAAAGAUGACGCGAAAAAUCCAAACAGAACUUUUGCCUUCGAUUAUUCAUAUUGGUCACAUGACGGGUUUGAGGUGGACGAAACAGGGUAUUGUAGGCCAAGCAGCACUAAGUAUGCAGACCAGCAUAAGGUGUAUCAAGAUGUGGGUAAAGAUGUGUUGAACAACGCCUUCGAGGGGUAUAAUGCAUGCCUUUUCGCCUACGGCCAAACUGGAGCUGGAAAGAGCUAUUCCAUGGUUGGGUAUGGCGCAAAUAAGGGGAUUAUCGUGCGAGCAUGUGAAGAAAUAUUCCAACGCAUACAACAGAAUACAGAUCCUAGCCUCCAAGCUGAGGUUCUAGUAAGCAUGUUGGAGAUAUACAACGAACAAGUGCAAGACUUGCUUCAACCGAUGGACAAGCGACCCAAAGGAGGACUGAAAAUCCGGCACACUCCUCAGCUAGGCACAUUCGUGCAAGACUUAAGCAAAUGCCCUGUGGACUCGUAUGCAGCAAUUCAAGCCAAAUUAGAUGAAGGCACGGCCAAUCGCACUGUUGGCGCUACGCUGAUGAAUGCCACGUCAUCUCGUGCGCACACGGUUCUGCAAAUCUGCUUCCGCCAAGUCACCGUAGAUCGUAUGGUGGUGCCAUACCGCGACUCUGCGUUGACGCGCAUUCUGCAAACUGCACUUGGAGGAAAUAGUAAAACGUGCAUGAUAGCAGCUCUUUCCCCAGCUUCUGUCAAUUACGAAGAGACUUUAAGCACUCUCCGUUAUGCAGAUAGAGUAAAACAAAUUAAAAAUGAAGCCGUAGUCAACGAGAACCCACUUGAAAAACUUAUUCGAGAGUUACGGGAAGAGAACGAGCGCCUCAAAAAGGCUAUGGGAGGUGCCUUGCCAGCCCCAAGCGGCGGUUCAGAGCCCGACCCGGCUCUGCUAGAGGCUAUGCGAAAACAGUACGAAGAAGAGAUUGAGGCAAAUAAGCGGGCUAUGGAAGAAAUGACAAUGUCGUGGCAACAAAAAAUCGAGGAGGAGAAGAAGAGGGCAGCAGCCGCUGGGAAACUGGAAAAGAACGUCGAGAUGACACUUCCCACUCUACAAAACCUAAACGAAGACCCUUUUCUUACCGGAAAGAUAGUGUGCGUAAUACAAGAAGGAUCGAGCACUUUCGGAAAGGCAGAGGGGGAAGAGGUUCCCACCUUCCGUAUUGGUGGAUUGGGUGUGGUAGCAGGCCAUGCUACUGUGACGUGUCAAAAAAUACAGAACGACGCCGAAGAUCCAGAAGAUGUAUCUUUUUGCGUAACGUUGACGGCAGUAGGGAAGACAAUGGUGAAUGGCAUGGAAAUGCAGGAGGGCGACGAAAGGCAGCUGCAACAUAAGGACAGAAUUCUGUUUGGGCACAACAAUCUGUAUGUGUUUAUGGACCCAUUUGAUAUGGAUAAGUCCAUGCCGUUGUGGGAGGAUGCUAUGAAGGAGGUGAAAAAAGACCAGAUGGGGGCAUACGGACAGCCACAAGAAACUGAGGCAGAUAGAGAAAAGGAUAGAAAAUUUCAAGAGAUGCUGAAAGAGCUAGAGACCGAGAAGAGUUCGUUGGAAACGGAAAGACGCGAACUGCUUAAAAAAUUGGAGCAGAAGGAACAAGAGCUGUUAGCAAGUGGUGAAUCGCAGGAGGUAAUUCAGGAGAAAUUACGAGAACUGGAACAAGAAAAGCAGGAAAUACAGCGGGAGCUGCAGAGUAGACAAGAAGAAUUGACCGCGCGAGAGCUAAGAAUACGAAAGGAACGGGCAGAAGAAGAUGCCAGAAGGGAGGAAGAAAGAGCCGCCAGAAUUGAAUUGGAGGAAAUAAUGACAAAAACUUCCCUUCUUGUUGAUGAAGCAAAUAUGAUUGCACAAGAGCUAGGAGUUGGAGCUUUCUUUUCUCCUAAACUGACAGUUCGCGGAGAUGCGGUAGGGCGGAGUGCUAGAGCAACCCUAGGAGGGACAGUAAUGCAAAGAUCGGAGAUUAUGAUCAGAGUUGAUCGGAUGGACUCGGCCAUAACUCAGCUCUGGUCUCUGGACUUGUUUGAAAGAAAGGUCUUUGAAAUGCGAGAAAUUUAUGCUAAUUGGACACCCGAGCCAGGCCAACCGUUUGCAUUACCGGAUGACGUAGCAGACCCCUUUGCACCGGAUCCAGAAUCAUACCAGGUGGUGGGCCAAGCCUAUGUUUAUCUAGAAACAAUUCGAAGCUUGCUCCCCAUAGAGAAAGAGCAAUUCCCUAUCUUCGACUCCAAAGGACAAAAACGGGGAACUCUUGUUCUAUCAAUCGAUAUUCAAGUCGCUCCAACAAGACCUGAAAUAGAUGGAGAGGACGAGUUGAUGGCUCGCCGCAUCGAAGAUAUUGAUGAUUUCGAUUCCGUGGAAGACCUGAAAGGCCGCGAGCUGACAAUCACUGUCUCUGUGCAUUCUGCAAAUAACUUGCCGGAGAAGUCAUGCCGACAUCCACAGGUCCUAUACCGCUGGCUAGACGGAAUGACAGAAGUGUCUACAGUUUCCCUCGAAGAGGAAAGCAGAGACGUUGUCUUCAACAGUUCGAGAGAGUUCAGCCUGAACGCCAAUGAUGUGGCCUUUGAGUGGCUCUCUGGUGCACUGAUAUUUGAGGUGAGCGGAAAGUUUGUCGACAAGACAGGCAAGGGCAAGGGCGACAAAAGCAGAGAAAUGCACAAACUUGAGGAAGAACUGAAUGAGAAGAAAGCGCUGCUGGAGAAAAUUAAUACGGCACUCAGGAUGCAGGGGAGAUCACUCGACGAAUUGUUACACAAAGCAGGAAUCGAGCAGGCUAGAGGAGAAGACAAAUUGCAUACAAAUGACAUGGGAGGGAGCAUACAUGAAGUUGAAGGCGAGCAAGAAGCACAGGAAAAACUAACCAAUAUCAAUAUUGUUGAACCUCCAGUUGAGAUUCAGGAAGGUGGUAGCAGCAAGCAGGCUUUAUCGGAUGAUGCGGACCAACAUGAGGCUCCAGCAGCCGAAGAACCCGCUGUAUCGGAGGAUGUGGACCAACAUGAGGCUCCAGCAGCAGGAGAACCUGCACUGCCGGAAGAUGUGGACCAACAUGAAGCCCCAGCAGCAGAAGAACCUGAUGUGUCGGAAGGUGCGGACCAACACGAGGCCCAAGCAGCAGAGGCGACAGACCAAGCUUCUGCAUCAAAUGAGGACAGUGCUCUGGUGAGCGACGCUGCUGAUGCAACUGCGAUUGAUGCUGGCGAGGCCGUCGUGGCGGAAGCGGCUGAAUCUGACCCUGCCGAAUCAGCUGAAGCAACAGAACAGAUCCGUCAUGGAGCAGAAACCCCUGAGGAAGGGUCACCAAGAGCACCGGUAGAAACAGCAAGCGACGAAGACGUUGAGUCAGCGUAG